Penicillium lagena is the source of this 231-nucleotide messenger RNA. RefSeq names its product alpha/beta fold hydrolase. The record is from RefSeq and is a predicted model, not a curated record. Lineage: Eukaryota; Fungi; Ascomycota; Eurotiomycetes; Eurotiales; Aspergillaceae. The coding region runs from base 1 to 231 and encodes 76 amino acids. The transcript has a single exon.
AUGAUUUCGUCCAACCCAACCCUCAUCUUUGUGCACGGCGGAUGGCACCUGGCCGACUGUUUCACGAAUAUCAUCACGGAAUUAGAGCAAGAUGGUUAUCACUGCAUUGCUCCUCAGCUUCAAAUGUGCGGCACACCUGAGCCCGUCUCAUCUUUAGUCAGCACCGUUAACGUAAUUCACUACCGAGUCGCCCACCCUACCGAACCGCCCGCUCCGCCCGGUCCCUACUAA